GUAAAAGCAAAAGUGAAAAAUGAAUAUUUUUGCGCUUAAAGACAUCAAAACCGUGCCGGAUAUUGUUCACGAAUACUCACCAGACUACAAGGGAACAAAUAUUCCUUUGGUGAUUGACAAUGGAUCCUACCAAUGUCGCGCCGGAUGGGCUUCCGAUGACCAGCCAACUCUCGUUUUUCGAAAUCUGAUAGCCAAGCCGCGAAAAGAUCGGAAUAAGAAAGACGGAGAAGUCCCGGUUGCACCAGUUGUGCAAAUUGGAAAUGAUAUUGUUAACAUAGAAGCCCUUCGAUUUCAACUAAGGACUCAAUUUGAUCGCAAUGUCGUCACUCACUAUCAUAUUCAGGAGCAGAUCUUUGACUACAUCUUCAAGCACCUGGGAAUAGAUACGGAAGGCCGUGUGGAGCACCCAAUCGUGAUGACGGAAUGCUUUGUGAACCCAAACAGUUGCAGACAAAUGAUGUCUGAGCUAUUAUUUGAAUGUUACGAUGUACCAUCGGUUUGCUACGGUGUGGACUCACUCUUCAGCUUGCGACAAAAUCAACCUAACGUUGACUAUGCGCUUGUUAUCUCACUUGGGUAUCACACCACGCACAUCACCCCAGUAGCAAAGGGUCUGGUGCUGCCGGACAAGACGCGUCGAAUCAAUCUUGGGGGAUUCAAUAUGCUGGCGUUCCUCCACCGACUACUGCAGCUCAAGUAUCCAGUCCAUGUAAAUGCAAUUACCCUGCGGAGAGCAGAGGAAAUCCUGCAUGAGCACUGUUUAAUUGCCUGCGACUAUUCUGAGACGCUGAGAAACUGGGCGAGUAUGGAGUUUUAUGAACCGAAUGUGAGAAAGAUCCAGUUGCCCUUUAACCAAACUGGAAUCAGCGCAUGGCUUCUCACUGCAGAACAGAGAAUGGAAAAGAAACGAGAUCUCGCUAGGCGCCUCACGGAAUUAAAUGCGAGACGAAGAGAGGAGCAGCAGGCUGAAGAUGAGGAGUUGCUAACGCGACUUUUGGAGAUUAAGGAGCUCUAUCGCUUAGACAGAGAGGAAUUCGACUAUGCUUUGCUGGAGUUUCAGGUGAAAGGCAUCCGGGAGCUACACAACAUGAUUCGAACCCUCACCUCGAAAGUCGAGAGAACAAAACAGAGAAUGGCAGCCCAACAGGAGGCGCACGCUCAAGCCACAGCAGCUGAAGACAAAGUUCCACAUCCUCCAGUGGGACUCACUGUCGAAGAAUGGGUAAAACAAGUGAAUCAGCAGAGACAAACUCUCCUAGAUAAGCGUCAAGCCCGCCGACAGAGGCGUCAAGAUUUGGCUAAACGGCACACAGCUGCUGCUCAAGAGCGCAUGAGAAUCAUUUCUUUGCUGGCGAGAAAGGAGAAAGGCACUGACGACUUCGGAAUGCGCGAUGAGGAUUGGGAUAUCUACAAGACUAUAAGUCGCGAAGGUGGUGAUUCGGACAGUGAAGUGGAGAAUGAGAAGCUAGUGGAAUAUGAGGAAAUAUUGCGCCAUCAUGAUCCCACAUUUACCAUCGAGGAACCCCAAAAUUCCCACAGUGGCACCGCGGAGUAUCAUCAGUUGCACCUCGGUGUUGAGAUUCAUCGUGCACCUGAGAUACUCUUUCAGCCCAGCAUGAUCGGAAGCACUGAGGCUGGAUUGGCGGAAACAAUUGACUUUGUUCUGAAGCUGUUUCCAGCUGAAGAACAGCUACUUCUGGCCAACAAUGUCUACGUCACGGGCAGUUGUGCUAAGUUUCCGGGCUUAGAAGAGCGACUUUCGCGAGAGUUGCUCGAAAUGAGACCCUUCCAGACACCACAUAAGAUAACGAUGGCCAGCAAUCCCACCCUGGAUGCUUGGUUGGGUGCGAGCAGCUUCGCCAGGCAGGAUACAUUCAUGAAGAUGAGCGUGUCGAAACGAGAAUACGAGGAAUUUGGCGGAGAGUAUCUCAAGGAGCACGUGGCGAGUAACAAGUACUAUCCCACACCAGCAGCUCCAGUCAUAGAGAUGAACGAUUAGGGUUAAUGAUUUUUAUUACCAUCCUUAUGAUCUAUCUUUAUACAAGUUUUUUUUAUUGUAAGUUUUCCUUCUCCCUUCGUUUCGAACAAUGUUGCGUAUAAAAGAUGUGUGUUUUGUGUAAACAUUUUUCGAACUGAGUAACUAAUAAAAAUUACAAGGGAGACGUUCAUUCACUGAAACUAAUUACAGAAUCUUUCCACUCACAAAAUAUAGCGGAUAUGGCAGAUUAAUAACAUUGUCCGUUUCUGUUCACGGUGAUCGUAUUUCAAGUCUCUACGUAGUCCGUACGUUCUAUUUUUUAUGAUUAUUUCUUGUGGAUCUAGAGCUACUUCUCAUCAUUAUCUAUGCCACUGCUUCCCUACACAUUUUUUUUUACACUAAGUUAUUAUCAAAUAAUCUCUUUAUUUGCAUUCUAAGUGGCCACUGUACAUUCAUGCUCAAUAUAUAUUCACUUUUUGAAAUUGCAACAAAUUUUCACAAAUUCGCCUUUUCUAUAAUUUCGUGAAUAGUUAUCAUAUAAAUAAAAGUUAUGGCACAAAUUUACUGUCUUGUAUUCCAAUUGAAUUUUGCUGUUUCUCUUCUUCAUGUUUUCACCUCUUCUCUUUUUUGUACAAGAUUUUAUAGUUUAAAAGGCAUUUUCAUGACUUUCCAUCUUCACCCUUCCUCACAUAAACAUAAAACUUACAACGUCAUUUAUUUUCAACAAAUGAACUUGCUGCCAAUUUUAUGCAUCUCACAAACUUGAUAAAAAAAAACUUGGAGAAUAGCAAAAAAUAAAUUAUAUCAGUAUAAAAAAAUAAUGGCACGUUAUAUUCUCACAUCUAAAACGAAAUGGAUUGAAUAAUUGUAUAAAUUCUCUUAAAAAAAAACAAUUUUGAUUUUAAAAAAAUAAAAUAAAAAUUUUGACUGGA
Messenger RNA from Phlebotomus argentipes, 2910 nucleotides. RefSeq names its product actin-related protein 5 (gene Arp5). NCBI's taxonomy places the organism in Eukaryota, Metazoa, Arthropoda, Insecta, Diptera, Psychodidae. Bases 20 to 1999 code for a protein of 659 amino acids. The transcript has 4 exons. Gene Ontology annotation, biological process: regulation of DNA-templated transcription. Gene Ontology annotation, cellular component: Ino80 complex; cytoplasm. The record is from RefSeq and is a predicted model, not a curated record.